Molecule: messenger RNA, 2551 nt
Organism: Cucurbita pepo subsp. pepo (vegetable marrow)
Lineage: Eukaryota; Viridiplantae; Streptophyta; Magnoliopsida; Cucurbitales; Cucurbitaceae
Product: cyclin-D3-3
Source: RefSeq, a predicted model, not a curated record
UCGUACAUAUGCAACACGCAUUGUUGAAAAAAAAAUCAAAAUUUAAUUGUCUUGUAUUAGGCAAUCCGCCAUGGAUUAGGUAGUGCAAACAUGAUGAUUAGUGGUGUCCUAUUCAUCAUUUGACCCGACCCCACACAAAGCCAACUGGAAAGAAGCAGUAUCCACGUGGGAUCCUCCACAGUUGCAGCACCGUCACCAGUGUCAUCGUGGUCGUAUGAUUUGAAGCACAGCUUAGUGUUAGAGAAGGCUCGUGAUUUAUAAUGAAAACCCAUGUCUUCACUCUUUGCCAAAACACCAACCCUGUCCCUCGCAAAUGUCUCCAAUUAUUUAGACAGGUCCAAUCAGAUUAACAGUACGGCACUUCAAAAUUUCAGCCCAGAUCUAAAAUUACCAAACUUUUUCUUCAUCAACCCUUUUCGAAAUACCUAAUCUUUAUAGCCUUAACUACUAUGAUGAAACCCAGUUUGUCUCUCUUACUCUUUUUGUGUUGUGGGGGAUGUGAACUGUGAAUGAUGAGCAGUGUGCUUCAACUGUGAAUGAUGAGAUCUCACAUUGGUUAGAUAGUGAAACGAAGUAUUCCUUAGCAGACAUGUUUUAAAACUUUGAAGAGAAGCUCGAAAGGAAAAAUCCAAAAAAGACAAUAUCUACCGACAGUAGGUAUGAACGGUUGGUUACAUAGCUAGAGCAGCCUGCAAAAUUCCCUGCUGGGGUUUCUGAAUUGGGUGUCUGACUUCUGAUUUCAAGUCGUUUUGGUGGGACUAUCCCUUCCUUUCUGGUUUUGGUGGGACUAUCUCUAAUGGGAUACGCUAAUACACAGCUACAGCAUCUUGAGCAAAAAAGGAAAUGGCCAUCUACUGAUAUUGCCCAGAGCCUCAGUAUUCAAAAUCUUAACAAAGGCGAUUAGCUUUUUGAAUCAAGUUUGAUUAAUGGGUAUGGACAGUGGAGCCCGAGUUGUAUGCUAUAAAUUCUGCAAAGAGAAGCCUGUCUGGCUUUUAAAGCAGUCCAUUCAAAAAUUUAACCAUUUUUGUACUCCCAAGCACAAAAGAUGGUAAAAAACGAAGGACCCGUGAUCUUAACUCCUUUUCUGCGUUGAUAAAUCAACCCUCCCUCGGAAACUUAUGUGCUUAAUGAAACCUUUUUUCCUCUGAUGAACAUUAAUUCAGCGUUGAAUAAGGAUUGAUGAUAUGCAACGCAGUGGUUGUGGACCGGCUUGGCUUGGCCCACCAGGACAUUGUAUAGGAGUGUCACAUGUCGAUUGAUUAUGCUGCAUGGCCCAUGAUUUAUGUCUGCUGAUUAUAAGCACCAGAGGCUCCCAAAUCAGAAGCAUAAACCUCGCCCCAACAAAACAUGCGAAGAAAUGAGGCACUAUACGAUGGCGAGACGGCAUUGUUACCCAAUAUCAAUUCUACACUCAUCAAGUUCAGGUCACCAAGACGCUUCAUUUCUUCUUGAUUCCCCGUUUUGCUUGGAGGAAGAGAUUGGGGAUGGCCUUAUCCAACCAAAGGACCAAACUUUCUUAAUAAAUGUUUGUGUCAAUUCCCCAAAUUCUGUCUUCCUGUCGGAGAGGGAAGACGAGGAAUUGGUGUCUCUGUUCUCUAAGGAGAACAAAAAUGAGUUUCUUCAUAACACUCUCUCACACAAUCCCCCUUUAGCAGCCGCUCGCUCCAAGGCUGUGGCCUGGAUUCUGAAGGUCAAUGCCCAGUACUCUUUCACUGCACUCACCGCCGUUUUGGCCGUUGAUUAUGUCGAUAGGUUUCUCUCCAGCCCCCAUUUUCAGAUUGACAAGCCAUGGAUGGCCCAUCUCACCGCCAUUGCUUGUUUAUCUCUCGCUGCUAAAGUGGAGGAAACCCGCGUGCCCCUUCUUUUAGACCUCCAGGUGGAGGAAAAUGAGUACUACUUUAAAGCUAAAACCAUUAAAAAAAUGGAGAUUCUUGUUCUCUCUACGCUUGUUUGGAGAAUGAAUCCAGUGAACCCACUUUCCUUUCUGGAUUAUAUCGUAAGACGGCUCGGGUUCAGGGACAAGCUCUGUUCUGAAUUCCUCUGUAGAUGUGAACGAUUACUUCUCUCUGUCAUCUUAGAUUCUAGAUUUGUAUGUUUUCUUCCAUCAGUCAUAGCAAGCGCCAUUAUUUUUCAAGUUAUCAACAACAUAGAACCAAAUGCCGCCGCCAAAUGCCACGAUCAGCUUCUGGGUAUUCUUCAAAUCGACAAGGAUAAGGUAGAAGACUGUUCAAGAUUCAUCUCAGAAGCAUCAUCGAAAGAACGACACAGAAAGGACUGUAAGAAUAAACGAAGAUUCAGUUUAAUGGACGGUCGGAAUCGGAAUGUCGACUGUGCUGUGUCGUCGCCGGAGACAGCAACCAAGGAGAGAAAAAUUUGAUGAACAGCGUCCGUAGAGGCUCAAAUUUACGACAACUGCAGAAUUUUCUUUACAUUGUUUCAUCCUUCGCUUCAUUUAAUUAAGGCUUCUUAUAGCUACUUGUACUUUUUUUGUUUCUCUAGUACAACAAAAGCGUACGCUUAAUAAUUAAUAUAUAAUUUCUUGUAGUAUCCA